ACGAAUCUAGCAGACUCGACGAAUUUCAUAUCCCUCCCCAUUUGAUGAUCUUGCCGCCAUCGCAGCCAUGGUGUCCGUCGCGCGCCUGCUGUCGGCAACGGUGUUCGCGGUGCUGACGAUGGUGCAGGCGCUCGGACUGCUCUUCAUGAUCUACUGGAAGCACGAGCUCGCCUUCCGCCCGCCCCCCGUCACCGACACGGACGGCAUUCUCGCGGAAUUCAAGCCCGCGUGCCUCGAGUCCGAGAGUGACUGUCCGGUGCUGGGCAAGGGCUUCUUCUUCGGGCUCGCCACGGCGCCUGCACACGUGGAGGACCAGCUGGACGACGCGUGGCUGCGCUUCGCUCGGCGCGGCGGCAACGAGGAGGCGGACCGAGGCCCGGUGCGCGCGUGGCACAACGUGCCCCAGGCGGAGCAGCGUCUGCGCUUCUGGAGCGAGCCCGAGGUGGAGGUGGAUCUGGCGGCGGGGGCGGGCGUCGAGGCGUUCCGCAUGGGCGUCGACUGGGGAAGGGUGGUGCUGCAGGCGCCGCAGGGGGGCGAGAUGGAGAUCGACCAUGCGGCGGUGGCGCGCUACAAGGAGAUCAUGGCGGCGGUGCGGGCGAGGGGCAUGCGCGUCAUGCUCACGCUCUUCCACCACUCGCUGCCCACCUGGGCCGAGCCCCUGGGCGGCUGGACCAACGCGUCCCUCGUCGCCCACUUCGACGCCUGGACCAAGGUGGCGGUGCGGGAGUUCGGCCCGCUGGUGGACUACUGGGUGACGUUCAACGAGCCGCACCUCUUCGUCAUCCUCACCUACUGCAUGGGCGUCUGGCCGCCCGGCAAGCGCCCCACCCUGCUGCAGUCCGCGCUCUGCAUGUCGCCCGUGGGGCAGUACAGCCAGGCCAUGCGCCACAUCGGCGACGCCCACAUCGCAGCCUUCAACACCAUCAAGAAAGGCAGGAGCAGGGCGCCGGUGGGCAUAGCAGCGAACACGGCGUUCAUGACGCCCUUCAGUGCACUGGACGUGGUGGUGCCGCUGUACAUUGACUGGAUGACGCUCUUCCCCUGGGUCGACCACAUCCAGCACCACCUCGACUUCUGCGGUCUCAACUACUACGGCCAGGAGUUCAUGUCGGUGGCGGGCAUGCAGAGCGUGGGCGAGGAGGAGUUCUCAGAGGCGGGGCGCGCCGUGUACCCGGACGGCUUCUACCGCAUCCUCAUGGCCUUCCACCACCGCUACUCGCCCACCCACCCCAACCUGCGCUACAUCGUCACCGAGAACGGCUUCGCCGACACCCAGGACAACAUCCGCCGCCCGUACCUGAUCGAGCACCUGCUGGCGCUGAACGCCGCCAUCAAGGAGGGCAUGCCGGUGGACGCGUACUUCCACUGGACCAUCAGCGACAACUGGGAGUGGGCGGAUGGCUACUGCCCCAAGUUCGGCCUGGCGGGUGUGGACCGCGCGUCGCCCAACCUCACGCGCGUGCUGCGCCCCUCCUACACGCUCUUCAAGGAGAUCGUGGAGUCGCGGCGGGUGACGGCACAGCAGCGGCAGGAGCAGUGGCAGCAGCUGCAGCAGCGGGCUGGGAAGGGGGAGGAGCGCUCCUUCUGCCGUGCCGUGGAGCCCACCGGCCGCAUGGGGGCAGACUCCCUGGACUCAGCCACCACGCGGCGCACGGCCUCCAAGGACUGGCGCUUUGGCGAGUACCGACGGCCCAAGGCGGCGGUGAUGGUGAAGCGCACGGAGAGGGUGCUGCGCAUCUGGCUGAGCGACCUGCUGGUGGCUGCUCAGCAGGCCUGGGAUGCUGCCAACUCGCUUCUGUGCCGCCUCAUGCAUGGCCCGCAUCACCAGCAGCACCAUGGUGCAAAGCAGCAGCCGCACAAGCAUCACCAGGGAGCGGACAUCAAGAUGCCCAGCAGUGCUGCCAAGAAGGCUGCAAGCGCUGCGUCUGCUUCAGCAGACAAGGAUGAGCUCUAGGUGUCAAUCUGCGUGCAGUGGAAGCCAUUCCUCUCGUGGCUUUGUGUGUGUGGUAGGGGGGGGGGCUCAUGGCAGAGGUGCUAAAUAAGGAAACGCACUCAUGGUACCAGUAGGGUGUCAGAAUGGAGACUUUUCGAUUUCGUAAACCCAACAACCUUUGCGACAUCAUGCAACCUUAGCACCGUCUGCCGGUGUGACGGCAGUGCUGUGCUUAUCAUUCUGCUGAUCUGAAGUAGGAUUCUGUAGCCCUUGUGCAUAUGCUCAAAUCCUAGGGUGAGGUGGAGAAUGUGGAAUGGAUGGAUGCCAAAUGGCCGCCA
Molecule: messenger RNA, 2271 nt
Organism: Closterium sp. NIES-67
Lineage: Eukaryota; Viridiplantae; Streptophyta; Zygnematophyceae; Desmidiales; Closteriaceae
Source: the annotation of a GenBank genome assembly